Hordeum vulgare subsp. vulgare (domesticated barley) is the source of this 2274-nucleotide messenger RNA. RefSeq names its product transcription factor bHLH77-like. Gene Ontology annotation, molecular function: DNA-binding transcription factor activity; protein dimerization activity. The record is from RefSeq and is a predicted model, not a curated record. Gene Ontology annotation, biological process: regulation of DNA-templated transcription. Bases 440 to 1858 code for a protein of 472 amino acids. Lineage: Eukaryota; Viridiplantae; Streptophyta; Magnoliopsida; Poales; Poaceae. The transcript has 8 exons. Gene Ontology annotation, cellular component: nucleus.
ACCACUCCCUCCCACCACGCUCCCUCCCUCCCUCAACCUCGUCUCGUGCUUUUUGCCUGCGGUGGGAGCUUUUCGCUUUGGUUUAGGUGCUUCUUUCCCACUCGCCACUUUCCCCCCUCCCUCCCUCUCCCCUCCUGCGUGCGGUGUCACGCACACCAAAAGCUCCUGCCUUUUCCCUUAUCUCAGCGCCACCCGUAGUGGGAUUUGGUGGCAGCUGCUUGCCUCGCGCGCUUCCUCGCUCUCCUCCCUUCCUUCCUUCCUCUCUUGCCCCCUGCGUCACUCUCCUCCCGUCACCGCACCGCACGCGCGCGCGGCGUUCUUCCCUUCCCGGUGGGCUCGGAAUUCGGCGUCUUCGUUUGCUCCUGGGACGGUUGAUUGGCCGCGGUUGCUUCGGGCGGCGGAUCUUUUGCGGAACUCCGGCGAGGGAGGGUUAGGGGAGAUGAACUGCGGGCCGCCGGACCAGCUUCCGCCGGCGACGGCGGGCUUCCUCAACCUCAACUGGGACAGCUCCAUGGACGCGGGUGGCCACCCGUCGCCGGCCUCCAACUCCGCGGCGCCCACCGAGGGGCUCGCCCUCCACGGGAUCUCGCCGCGCCCGCAGCAGCACUACGGCGCCGGCACGCCGCUCGGCUCGCCCACCAAGCUCAACCUCUCCAUGAUGGGCCAGUACCGCCACCACGCCCACCAGUACCCGCCGCCGCAGGUGGGCGGCCUGCCCACGCUGGAGAACCUGAUGCCCAUGGGCUCCCUGGACCAGUUCCUCGCCGACCCGGGCUUCGCCCAGCGCGCCGCCAGGCUCUCCGGCUUCGACGCACGCGGCGGCUACGGCGCGCAGUUCGGCCUCCCGGACGACGGCCCCGUCGGCGCGCUCAAGGAGCUGGAGCUCGGGAGCGCCCGCGACGACUCGUCCGUGUCCGAUCCGGCGUCGGCGUCGGCCGGCGCCGGGAUGGCGCUCAAGGGCGCCUCCGACGGCAAUGCGAGGAAGCGGAAGGCCGCCGGCGGCAGCAAGGGGAAGGGCAAGGACGCCUCCGUGUCCACCACCUCCGCCAAGGAUCUCCUCGCCAAGGAGGACUCGUCGUCGAAGCGCUGCAAGUCCAUGUCCAUGGAGGACGGCGAGGAGAAUUCCGGCAAGGGGAAGGCCGCGCAGAGCAGCAGCGAGAACGGCGGCAAGAAGCAGGGCAAGGACGGCGCCUCCAAGCUCCCCGAGCCGCCCAAGGACUUCAUCCACGUCCGGGCUCGGCGCGGCGAGGCCACGGACAGCCACAGCCUGGCCGAGAGGGUGAGAAGGGAGAAGAUCAGCCAGCGGAUGAAGCUGCUGCAGGACCUCGUGCCCGGCUGCAACAAGGUGGUUGGCAAGGCCGUGAUGCUGGACGAGAUCAUAAACUACGUGCAAUCGCUGCAACGGCAAGUCGAGUUCCUGUCCAUGAAGCUGGCCACGGUGAACCCGCAGCUGGACUUCAACAAUCUGCCCAACCUCCUUGCCAAAGAUAUGCAGCAGCAGUCGUGUGGGCAGCUGCAGCAGGGCUCGUCGCAUUUCCCGCUGGAGGCGUCGGGCGCGGCGCUCCCCUACAUGGGCCAGGGGAACAACGACCAUCUCGGCGGCUGCGGCAUGUCCGACGGCGGCAUGGGCGACGAUCAGGGCGCCAUGCACCCGCUCGACCAGGCCUUCUGCCGGCCCAUGGGGUCGCAGCAGCAGCAGCAGCACUUCCUCAGCGACGCCGCCUCUCAGGUUGGGGCUUUCUGGCAAGAUCUGCAGAGCGUGGUUCAGAUGGACAUGGGGCAGAGCCAGGAGAUCGCCACCUCGUCCAACAGCUACGACGGCUCGUUGCAGACGGUCCACAUGAAAAUGGAGCUUUGACAUGAUCACCAGGGAAGAAGCUCGAUCCCACCACCGAACGCCUCGACGACGCCCGCUGUACAUAGGGAGGAGAAGCAAUUCAGAGCCUGAGAGCCAGUCAUGUCAGCCAAGCUUGCUUGCCGUCCAUGGAAGCACUCUGAGAUUCAACCUAACAAUGUUGGGCCCUAGCAGUGUCUUAGCUUCUAAUUUCCACCCACCCAUGGUUAUUUUGAACAAGAAAAUGGAGCGCGGCCGGCCGUGUGACUGACGGUAUAGCUCCUUUCUUCUGCUAAGCCUAGUAGCAAGAUCGAUCGGUACAUAGCGCGGCACCCUUCCUAUCCAUUCUCCCUCAAAUGAGAGGGGAUUGCAUUGAAGAUGUGUAAUAGUACAUCAUUUGUAUUGCCAUUAUAUAUAAUAUAGUAUAUGUUUCUAGCCUA